UUUUUUUAUGUCCUCAGAUUAAAUGAAGGGAAUAGUACUGGAAUAAAUACAGAUGAAAGAAAGAAAAUGCAAGGAGAAAAUUUCACCAUUUGGAGCAUUUUUUUCUUGGCAGGAUUUUCCCAGUACCCAAGGUUAGAGGUGGUUCUCUUCAUCUUCAGCCUUGUAAUGUAUCUGACAACGCUCUUGGGCAACAGCACUCUUAUUUUAAUCACUAUCCUAGAUUCACGCCUUAAAACCCCCAUGUACUUAUUCCUUGGAAAUCUCUCUUUCAUGGAUAUUUGUUACACAUCUGCCUCAAUUCCUACUUUGCUGGUAAGUUUGCUGUCAUCCCAGAAAACCAUUAUCUUUUCUGGUUGUGCUGUACAGAUGUAUCUUUCCCUUGCCAUGGGCUCCACGGAGUGUGUGCUCCUGGCCGUGAUGGCAUAUGACCGUUAUGUGGCCAUUUGCAACCCGCUGAGAUACUUCAUCAUCAUGAACAGGCGGGUCUGUGCGCAGAUGGCCACGGUCUCCUGGAUGAUGGGUUGCCUGACUGCCCUGCUGGAAACCAGUUUCGCCCUGCAGAUACCCCUCUGUGGGAAUCUCAUUGAUCACUUCACCUGUGAAAUUCUGGCAGUGCUAAAGUUAGCUUGCGCAAGUUCACUGCUCAUGGACAUGAUCAUGCUGGUGGUCAGCAUUCUCUUGUUGCCAAUUCCAAUGCUCUUAAUUUGUAUCUCUUACAUCUUCAUCCUUUCCACUAUUCUGAGAAUCAGCUCAGCAGAGGGAAGAAACAAAGCUUUUUCUACCUGUGGUGCCCAUUUGACUGUGGUGAUCUUGUAUUAUGGGGCUGCCCUCUCUAUGUACCUAAAGCCAUCUUCAUCAAACUCACAAAAAAUAGACAAAAUCAUCUCAUUACUUUAUGGAGUGCUUACCCCUAUGUUGAACCCCAUAAUUUACAGUUUAAGAAACAAGGAAGUCAAAGAUGCUAUGAAGAAACUGCUGGGCAAAAUACCAUUGCAUCAAACACAUGGAUGUCUCUGAUUGGGUCUCUAUGGUUUUACCAGAGCUGUACCCCUGGCAGAGCUCACCAGAGACAUUCUAGACCACAUACAACCACUAAGAAUUCUGACUGGAUCUUAUCUCUAUAUAAUCUCACAGUUAUGAGAUGUGUACACAGAAUGAUUGCCUUUUAACAGUAGUAGGUUUCAAUUUGCAUUUGUUAAUAUUUCCUUUUUGUGUUUUGUGGUUGUGAGGUUUUGAGUUGUAAAGUCAUCAAAUAUGUGCUCCUGAAGAAAUCUUGUAUAUCUUCCGUGCUUUAGUCUUUUCUCAAAUGAGGUGGGAGCAUAAAGAAACAAAGACUGGCCUUGAUUAUGCAACUGAGAAAACAGAAUUUAAAAAUGUAAAAGACUAGCUCAACAUCACACAGUUGUAGAGCUGGGACUAUGACAUCCUUCCAAUUUCUUGGCCAGAGGUUGUUCUACCACAUUGUAGUGGCUUUUAAAUUACCCUUCAUUAUUCAAAACUCCUGAUUAAAAUUCCUUAUCUCCCUGAGUAAAGCAUUCAAUGAUGCCUACUUGAUUUUUCCACUUCCAGCCUUGCUUUUCUAAGCUCAUAAAUACUUGUGCAAACUAUAUCUGCUUUUAUGCCAGUAUACUACCCAU
Cebus imitator (Panamanian white-faced capuchin) is the source of this 1637-nucleotide messenger RNA. Its product is annotated as olfactory receptor 2K2. Gene Ontology annotation, molecular function: G protein-coupled receptor activity; olfactory receptor activity. Bases 67 to 1017 code for a protein of 316 amino acids. Gene Ontology annotation, biological process: G protein-coupled receptor signaling pathway. Lineage: Eukaryota; Metazoa; Chordata; Mammalia; Primates; Cebidae. Gene Ontology annotation, cellular component: membrane. The transcript has a single exon. The record is from RefSeq and is a predicted model, not a curated record.